CGGGGCCGGUGAGGGAGCGGCCGCCAUGGCGGGCCCGGCGCUGCGCGCGCUGCCCAGGCUGAGGGCACUGAACAGACUGCAAGUAAUAUUACAGCAUUUGAAAAUGUCUAAGCAGACAGAUUCUGCAGCAGAAGUGUUGUUGGAAAAGAAAGGAGCUGCAGGAAUAAUAACUUUGAAUAGACCCAAGGCUCUCAAUGCACUAAAUCUGUCUAUGAUCCAACAAAUUUACCCUCAAAUAAAGACGUGGGAGCAAGAUCCUGAAACUUUUCUAAUAAUUAUAAAGGGAACUGGAGGAAAAGCCUUUUGUGCUGGAGGUGACAUCCGAGCCAUCACAGAAGCGGGGAAAGUUGGAGAUAAACUGUUACAAGAUUUCUUCAGAGGAGAAUAUAGGCUGAACAAUGCCAUUGGCACCUGCAAGAAGCCAUAUGUGGCACUUAUUGAUGGCAUCACAAUGGGAGGGGGAGUUGGUGUCUCAGUCCAUGGCCAUUUUCGAGUUGCUACAGAAAAGACUGUUUUUGCCAUGCCAGAAACAGCAAUAGGCCUUUUCCCCGAUGUAGGUGGAGGGUAUUUCUUGCCAAGGCUCUCAGGAAAGCUUGGCUAUUACCUCGCGCUGACAGGAUGCAGGCUGAAGGGAAGGGACGUGCUCAGAGUUGGCAUCGCUACGCAUUUUGUAGAAUCUGAGAAGCUACCUGCCUUGGAGAAAGACCUGAUAGCACUGAAAUCUCCUUCAAAAGAAAAAAUUGCAGAUUUAUUGAACUCUUACCACAUGAAGUGCACAAUUGAUCAAGAAAAGGAGUUUGCUCUUCAUGAACAUAUGGAGAAGAUUAACAGUCUUUUUUCAGCAAAUAGUAUGGAAGAAAUUGUUAAAAAGUUAAAGCAAGAUGGUUCUCCUUUUGCCAUGAAGCAGCUAGAGACUAUUAAUAAGAUGUCACCUACAUCUUUAAAGCUGACUCUCAGACAGCUCAGAGAAGGAGCUUCCAUGAGCUUACAGGAGGUACUCCGGAUGGAAUACAGACUGAGCCAAGCAUGCAUGAAAGGCCAUGACUUCUACGAAGGGGUUCGAGCAGUGCUGAUUGACAAAGACCAGUCCCCCAAAUGGAAGCCAGCUGCUCUAGAAGAAGUCAGCGAUGAAUUUGUGGACAAU
Molecule: messenger RNA, 1144 nt
Organism: Lonchura striata (white-rumped munia)
Lineage: Eukaryota; Metazoa; Chordata; Aves; Passeriformes; Estrildidae
Gene: HIBCH
Product: 3-hydroxyisobutyryl-CoA hydrolase
Biological process (GO): L-valine catabolic process
Cellular component (GO): mitochondrion
Molecular function (GO): 3-hydroxyisobutyryl-CoA hydrolase activity
Source: RefSeq, a predicted model, not a curated record